This is a messenger RNA of Megalops cyprinoides (Indo-Pacific tarpon), 3971 nucleotides long. Its product is annotated as SH3 domain-binding protein 4-A-like. NCBI's taxonomy places the organism in Eukaryota, Metazoa, Chordata, Actinopteri, Elopiformes, Megalopidae. Gene Ontology annotation, cellular component: cytoplasm. Gene Ontology annotation, molecular function: protein binding. The record is from RefSeq and is a predicted model, not a curated record. The transcript has 5 exons. The coding region runs from base 197 to 3094 and encodes 965 amino acids.
UCUCACAAAGGACUGGAGUAGCCGACGAUCGCUAGGACUAUUGACACGAAGACCGGUGCCCGCUUGGAUGCAUUCACGGCUACGAGACCACUUUACAGCAAUUGACUCAGAUAAAAUGAAAAACCACCGAUGACUGAUUGUCAUCGUUGGUGGAAUGGACCUGGAAGCAUAGCCUGACCCGGGGAGAAGAACCAACAUGGCCGCCCACCGAAUCCGAGCAACAAACAACAACAAUGCACUUCCUCGCUGCAAGUCUGAGGGGACUCUCAUUGACCUCAGCGAGGGAAUUUCUGAGGCCAGCCUCACAGAUGUGAAAGUGCCUUCUCCCAGUGCCUUAAGACUGGACACCACAGCCUCAUUUGGAACGGCCCGGGAAGUCGUUGCCAUCAAGGAUUACUGUCCCUCCAGCUUCACCACUUUGAAGUUCUCCAAGGGGGACCGCCUCUUCGUGCUGGACACGUCGGGGGGAGAAUGGUGGUAUGCCCACAACAACACAGAGAUGGGUUACAUCCCUGCAGCCUAUGUUCAACCAAUCAACUACCGGAACUCCUCACUCAGUGACAGCGGGAUGAUAGACAAUCUCGGGGAAGGAUCAGAAGAAGGAGCCAAGGAGCUGGACCUCCUUGGGGAAUGGACAGGGGUGGCCCCAAAGCCCAUUAUUGCCUACGACAGCAAUCCCUUCACCAACCGCACCUCCACUAACCCUUUCCUCAAUGGGGCGCUGGACCAGAACAGUAAUGAGAAGUCCAUGCGUAACACUGUGGACCUACUGCUCUUUGACACUCCGGUGCCCGCUGUCUCCAACUCCACCACCAGCACCGCUAUCACAGCCAAUGGCUUCAGCAGCAGCAUCUUUGACUUGGCCCCCACCAGCCCCAACCAGGAGGUCCUGCAUACCCUCCGCAAAGACAACCCAUUUUUCAGGAGCAAACGGUCCUACAGUUUGUCUGAGCUGUCCAUCUUGCAGGCUAACUCCAACGCUCCUCCGGCCUCCUCCAGUUUCUUUGGUGGCCUAAAAGCUCCAUCCCCUGAGCAGUUCCAGAGCAGGGAGGACUUCAGGACUGCAUGGCUGAACCACAGGAAGCUGGCACGUUCCUGUCAUGACCUGGACUCCCUGGGACAGAACCCUGGCUGGGGUCAGACGCAGCCGGUGGAGACUAACAUUGUGUGUAAGCUGGACAGCUCUGGAGGUGCUGUGCAGCUGCCAGACACCAGCAUCAGUAUUCACGUCCCUGAGGGUCAUGUAGCCCCAGGGGACACCCAGCAGAUUUCCAUGAAGGCUCUGCUGGAUCCCCCGCUGGAGCUCAACAGCGACCGUUGCACCACCGUAAGCCCGGUUGUGGAGGUCAAGCUAAGCAACAUGGAGGUCAAGACAUUCAUCACCCUCGAGAUGAAGGUUUCGGUGGUGGUGAAGAAGGAGAGCCGGCAGGUGGCAGAGGUGAUAUGCGUCCGAAGCGACUGCAAGGAGGGUCCAUACUCUCCGAUCCCCCAAGCCUACGUGUAUGGAGACACGGUGCAGGUCCAGCUGGAUAACCUGGAGCCUUGUAUGUACGUAGCCGUGGUAGUACAGGCCCAGAACCUCUCCUCAAACUCCACAGUCUGGGACCACGUUCUGAAGAAGGUGACCCUGGGCGUCUAUGGGCCCAAGCACAUUCACCCUUCCUUCAAGACAGUGGUGGCCAUUUUUGGGCAUGACUGCGCCCCAAAGACAUUGCUGGUGAGUGAAGUUGGGAAACAGGCCCACUCUGCUCCACCUGUAGCUCUACAACUGUGGGGAAAGCACCAGUUUGUCUUGGGGCGACCGCAAGACCUGCAGGUUGGCGUGUACUCCAACAUGUCCAACUAUGAGGUCAAAGCCAACGAGCAGGCUAGGAUGGUGAGGGGCUUUCAGCUGAAGCUGGGCAAGGUAAGCCGGCUCAUCUUCGUGAUUUCCUCACGGAAUGCAGAGGACAUUUCAGACUUCACUCUGCGAAUUCAAGUCAAAGAUGACCAGGACUGCAUCCUGGCACAGUUUUGUGUCCAGACACCUCAGCCCCCUCCUAAAACGGGGGUACGGACGACAGGCCAGAGAAGAUUCCUGAAGAAGAAGGAAGUUGGAAAGAUUAUUCUGUCACCACUGGCUAUCACCACCAAAUACCCAGUGUUUCAGGAACGCUGCAUCACAAACUUGAAAUAUGGCAAACUGCUUAAAACAGUGAUCAGACAAACCAAGAAUCAGUACCUCUUGGAGUAUAAGAAAGGGGAUGUGAUUGCACUGCUUAGUGAGGAGAAGAUUAAACUCAAAGGACAACUGUGGACCAAAGAGUGGUACAUCGGAUACUAUCAGGGCAAGACUGGGCUUGUCCAUGCAAAAAACGUUCUGGUCGUGGGGAAAGUCAAGCCUAUAUAUUUCUGUGGGCCAGAUCUCACCACAACCAUGCUGCUGGAGCAGAUCUUGAAGCCUUGCAAGUUCCUCACCUACAUCUAUGCCUCAGUGAGGACAAUACUGAUGGAGAACAUUGGGAACUGGAGGGCUUUUGCCGACGCCCUCGGCUACACAAACCUGCCUCUGACGUACUUUUGUCGGACAGAGCUGGACAGCGAGCCUGAGCGGGUGGCCUCCGUCCUAGAGAAGCUCAAGGAGGAUUGCAAUAAUGCAGAGAACAAGGAGAAGAAGUCUUUUCAGAAGGAACUUAUGACCGCCCUGCUGAAGAUGGACUGCCAGGGGCUGGUGGCCAGGCUCAUCAUGGACUUCGUUCUGCUGACCACGGCCGUGGAGGUGGCGGCCCGCUGGAGGGAGCUGGCCGAGAAGCUGGCCAAAGUGUCCAGGCAGCAGAUGGACGCCUACGAGGCCCCACACAGGGACAAGAACGGGGUGGUGGACAGCGAGGCCAUGUGGAAGCCGGCGUACGACUUCCUGCUGACGUGGGCGGCCCAGAUCGGGGACAGCUACAGGGACGUGAUCCAGGAGCUGCACAUGGGCCUGGACAAGAUGAAGAGCCCCAUCACCAAGCGCUGGAAGCACCUGACGGGCACGCUCAUCCUCGUCAACUGCCUAGACGCGCUCCGAAGCUCCGCCUUCAGCCCCGCCGCUCAGGAUGACUUUGCCAUCUGAAACCCGUGCCCCGAUGCCUCAGCCGCCAACGCUGCCCCUCAAAGGGACCGUGCCAUCUGGGCCUUGCUUCCUUUCACCCUGUGUCAUCACUAACUGCCACAAUGCCCGCUUCUCUCCCCUCCUCUGCCGUCAGGCCCCUUCAUCCCUCAGGAUGACCUUGCCGUCUGUGCCCUCCUCUUCCUCUUCCUCUUCCUCUGCCCUGCAGUAGGGCUUGUCGUUAACCUCCCCAGCCAAACACUGUUGUGGUCUCAGUAUUUGUUUUGUUUUUUUUUUCCCCUGAUUUGUAAAGGGUAUUUUUAUCGUUGCUGUCCUUCACAAUAUAUAUUUUUUUAUUCUUAAAAUGGCACAGCAGCAAUUUUUAGAACCACUGUGAUACUGUUCUGCGUCAAUUUCUGUACUGACUGAAUGAUAAUUAUGGAGAGGGGAGUUUUGGUAAAAGGCAACCCUGUAUGGUCUCUUGUCUCCCAAGCAGAGAAAAAAAAUAUAUGUAUAUUUAUAAGCAUUAAAAUUGUUUUAUGUUGACAGCACAUUGCUUUGACUGCAUUCAGUUGCAGGAUUUCUGUUGGCUGUGGUCUGUGUGCAUUUCAUUUUUACUAGACUGGUCAACAGGAUGAAAAUGGUCUGUAAGUAUGGGCUUGUAUUUCAUCCUCCUAAGGAAGCAGUGAAGUUGUCACCUCUGUGUUUUUAGUAUGUUAAAGCUUUUGGCAUCUCUUUCUUCCUACUGCAGCUCUUUAUAGAAUAUUCCAGACUACAUUUCUACCAGUUAAAUCCACUUUUUACAGUUUUGUAUAUUUUGUAUGAAAGCCUAUCGAAACAUGAAUACGGAUUUUUGACAUGUUUAGCCCACAUGCUUUUAAGACACAUAUCUGCCAUUGCA